Tripterygium wilfordii is the source of this 1374-nucleotide messenger RNA. Its product is annotated as transcription factor MYB59. Gene Ontology annotation, cellular component: nucleus. Gene Ontology annotation, biological process: regulation of DNA-templated transcription. The record is from RefSeq and is a predicted model, not a curated record. Gene Ontology annotation, molecular function: DNA-binding transcription factor activity; sequence-specific DNA binding. The coding region runs from base 358 to 1059 and encodes 233 amino acids. The transcript has 3 exons. NCBI's taxonomy places the organism in Eukaryota, Viridiplantae, Streptophyta, Magnoliopsida, Celastrales, Celastraceae.
UCAAUCUCUUACUUUGAUUAUUGCAUUAUAGUGGCUGACAUCAUAUGCAUUAAGAGCCUAUCACCAAGUAAGCAUGCGCGCACUACACUUACUAUGAAGAAGCAUUUUCCUAGAUUAUAAUAGCAAAAGAUUUUCCACAGUUACCAAGCUUAUGGAAAAUGGCUUAUAUAUAUUAGUGGUGUACACUAAAGUCUCCAAGUACAAGCAAGUAGGUAAAGUAAAUGGUCUUCCAUUUCUAGAGCAGAGAUAAAGGGAAAAAAUAAUGAAGACAGUUGAUGAGGAAGUUCGAAAGGGUCCUUGGACAGAACAAGAGGACAUUCUAUUGAUAAACUUUGUUCACUUAUUUGGAGAUCGUCGAUGGGAUUCUAUAGCAAAAGUUUCAGGUUUGAAGGUGGCGGGAGACAAAAAAUAGGUUUGAACAGAACAGGAAAGAGUUGCAGGUUGCGCUGGGUUAAUUACCUACAUCCAGGUCUCAAAAGAGGGAAGCUGACACCACAAGAAGAAAAGCUUGUGUUGGAACUUCACUCCAAAUGGGGAAACAGAUGGUCCAGAAUCGCUCGAAAGUUACCAGGGCGAACAGAUAAUGAGAUCAAGAACUAUUGGAGGACUCAUAUGAGGAAAAAGGCCCAGGAGAAGAAACGAGCAAUUUCCCCGUCAAUUUCAUCUUCCAAUUAUUGUUCCUCGUCAUCAAAUGUUACAGUAAUGAAUUCAUUCCCUGUCCAAGAUUCUGGGGAAGCAAGCUUUUAUGACACUGGAGGACUUGACAAGCUAGAUUUGGGAGGAAAGAACAUUGAGGUAGUCAAAGAAGGUGAAAAGGGAUACUCCAUGGAUGACAUAUGGAAAGAUAUAGAUCUGUCAGAGAAAAGCAAUAUAACACCAAUUUAUGGAUCCUAUAGUGAAGAAAGUUGCAAUUUUUCAUAUCCUUCUGUGGCUUCCCCCUCAUGGGAAUAUUGUUCAGACACACUAUGGAGAUUAGACGGAGAAGAGAGUAAGCUGUUUCUCCCUGGAGAUGAAUCUUUUCCCUCUUAUGAAGAUGCAAGAGCAUUUUUAACCGGCUAAUCAGAAAUUCAUUUAUUUAGAUUCGUUCAUAUAUAUGAUAAGUUCCCAGUGAAGCUCUAACCUGUACAGUUAAAGUUUUCUCUAUGCUUCCUGAUGCAGUUUUCUAUGUCCCCAAAUCACUAUAAUCAUCCUGUGGAUAUUUAUCUUCCAGUACUUUGUGUGUGGUCACUUCUAAGUGAGGAGGAAACUUCAUCAAAUCUCCUACAUGGAGAUUGGCAUCUUCAUGGAUGUAAUGUAUAAUAUGCCUCUAAGUUUUCAUUACUAAAAAUUGUCUAAAGCUUGUCUUAUGUCUACAUCAAUUUUAUAGUUACCUGA